AUGGCAACGGAAAUGCAGUCGUUCUACACCCCCUCCACCUCCACACAUAUCUCGUCGCAUGCGCCGGCUGCAGUGGAUGAGCUGAUCAACAAAUACUCCUCCACCAUGACGAACUCCCCUUGUUCGAGUCAUUUGUCCAUGAAGCACCCCCGGCGCAACAUCUUGCAGCGAUCUGUCGACCGUAUCCGGCUGGAAUACUACCGCUACGAGGUUACAUUUGGACUCUAUGUGAUGACGCCAGGGGAGAAGCUGGUGGCCAACACCUUCGUGAUGGUCGUCUUGUCCUUGCUGUUCUGGGCACUGCUGGUUUAUUUCCCCGCCUUGCUGUACCAGAAGCUCAGCCGUCUCGUAUGGCUGUUGACCGGACACAGCAGCGAGGAAAUGGGUGCAGCCUUGGGCAUCCUCGACUCGCACGUCAACUCGAUAUCCACGCCUUCCACCUAA
Messenger RNA from Aspergillus luchuensis, 444 nucleotides. Its product is annotated as serine palmitoyltransferase small subunit family protein. The coding region runs from base 1 to 444 and encodes 147 amino acids. NCBI's taxonomy places the organism in Eukaryota, Fungi, Ascomycota, Eurotiomycetes, Eurotiales, Aspergillaceae. The record is from RefSeq and is a predicted model, not a curated record. The transcript has a single exon.